Durusdinium trenchii is the source of this 1089-nucleotide messenger RNA. Lineage: Eukaryota; Dinophyceae; Suessiales; Symbiodiniaceae. The record is from the annotation of a GenBank genome assembly.
AUGCCGACGCAGGUGUCUGUGGGAAAUGCCGACGCUCCCAUUGCUGGUUUCUUGAAGAUUCAGCCGAUGUUGAAGACCAAGUAUGCAGUGCUGAUGCACAAUGAUGCAUACCCCAUGGAGAGAGACUUUGCGUGUGAGAUGUUCAGGGCGCUGGAGGCAAAUCCGCAUUUCCCAAUUGCUGCACCUCAAAUUUAUGAGGCUGCAAGCGACCACAUCGUUGUGCCACAUGGGCACCACCAGAACUUGCACGUGCGACCCUCGCCCACAAGCAAGACUGGCUAUCGCAUUGACUAUGACCUUAGCUUGAACUUGCUUACGCAGAGGAAGCCAGAGGACUUCAAGGAAGGCCCUCAGGUGGACUUCCUGGAAGACCAUGCGUUCUUCGCACGCACCGACAGGUAUCAUGAGCUGCUGGAUCCAGCAGGAUCGUUCACCCUUGAGUACAUGGACAUGAUCUUGAACAUGCGCUCCCGCAACACCUCAGCGUGGUAUGUGCCAACAGCGCGCUGCAUCUUUGAUGUUGACACUGGCAAGGUCCGGUGGGAGGAUGUGCCCUAUUUGGUCUACAAGCGUGGCGAGCAGGUUGGUCACCAGGUUCGCAACUACCUCACCAAGAAGUGGGGUGUGGAGUUUGUGAACACUGGCAUUUGGAACUACGUGCGCUAUGUCAUGCUUGCAGAUGUUGUGAUCCGCGAUGAUGGCCUUCCAACCAAGUGGAAGGAUCAGGCCGCUGUUUUCUACAGCUGGUUUGAAUCCGUGGGAUUCAAUCGGUACAACGGCGAGUACCUGCCGCAGUUCAUCGAGGAUCCUGCUCCUGGCACAGUAAACAUCUCCCGCACAAUGAAGUGGACCCUCCCCACUGAUGUUCCUGAACAUCGCAUUCCCCCGAAGAGUGCAAUGGAAAUUCUGCCCAAGCAGUCACGGAAGAAGGUAGGUGCCAUCGACAUUUCCUUCAAGGAACCUCAUUUGCCCAUUGGCGUCGACUGCAAGUUCGAGGUGGCAUUCUCGGAGAAUGCGAAGGCAGUUUGGCAGUUUCAUGAGAUUCAUUCGCGUCUUUCGCUCACAACACAUGCAUACACAUGCCUGUGA